Molecule: messenger RNA, 2207 nt
Organism: Homo sapiens (human)
Lineage: Eukaryota; Metazoa; Chordata; Mammalia; Primates; Hominidae
Gene: TFPI2
Product: tissue factor pathway inhibitor 2
Exons: 5
Coding region: 76-783 (235 amino acids)
Cellular component (GO): extracellular region
Molecular function (GO): peptidase inhibitor activity; serine-type endopeptidase inhibitor activity
Source: RefSeq, marked reviewed
AGAAAGCCGCGCACCUCCUCCCGCCAGGCGCUUUCUCGGACGCCUUGCCCAGCGGGCCGCCCGACCCCCUGCACCAUGGACCCCGCUCGCCCCCUGGGGCUGUCGAUUCUGCUGCUUUUCCUGACGGAGGCUGCACUGGGCGAUGCUGCUCAGGAGCCAACAGGAAAUAACGCGGAGAUCUGUCUCCUGCCCCUAGACUACGGACCCUGCCGGGCCCUACUUCUCCGUUACUACUACGACAGGUACACGCAGAGCUGCCGCCAGUUCCUGUACGGGGGCUGCGAGGGCAACGCCAACAAUUUCUACACCUGGGAGGCUUGCGACGAUGCUUGCUGGAGGAUAGAAAAAGUUCCCAAAGUUUGCCGGCUGCAAGUGAGUGUGGACGACCAGUGUGAGGGGUCCACAGAAAAGUAUUUCUUUAAUCUAAGUUCCAUGACAUGUGAAAAAUUCUUUUCCGGUGGGUGUCACCGGAACCGGAUUGAGAACAGGUUUCCAGAUGAAGCUACUUGUAUGGGCUUCUGCGCACCAAAGAAAAUUCCAUCAUUUUGCUACAGUCCAAAAGAUGAGGGACUGUGCUCUGCCAAUGUGACUCGCUAUUAUUUUAAUCCAAGAUACAGAACCUGUGAUGCUUUCACCUAUACUGGCUGUGGAGGGAAUGACAAUAACUUUGUUAGCAGGGAGGAUUGCAAACGUGCAUGUGCAAAAGCUUUGAAAAAGAAAAAGAAGAUGCCAAAGCUUCGCUUUGCCAGUAGAAUCCGGAAAAUUCGGAAGAAGCAAUUUUAAACAUUCUUAAUAUGUCAUCUUGUUUGUCUUUAUGGCUUAUUUGCCUUUAUGGUUGUAUCUGAAGAAUAAUAUGACAGCAUGAGGAAACAAAUCAUUGGUGAUUUAUUCACCAGUUUUUAUUAAUACAAGUCACUUUUUAAAAAAUUUGGAUUUUUUUAUAUAUAACUAGCUGCUAUUCAAAUGUGAGUCUACCAUUUUUAAUUUAUGGUUCAACUGUUUGUGAGACUGAAUUCUUGCAAUGCAUAAGAUAUAAAAGCAAAUAUGACUCACUCAUUUCUUGGGGUCGUAUUCCUGAUUUCAGAAGAGGAUCAUAACUGAAACAACAUAAGACAAUAUAAUCAUGUGCUUUUAACAUAUUUGAGAAUAAAAAGGACUAGCAAAUAAAACUCAUUUUGCAUUUAAAAGUUGGAUUAUAUUUUAGUCCCAAGAAGACAAAGUCGCAGAUUAACAACACUUUAAAAAUAUUACUCCCAUUUUAUUGUGUUAGAUUGCAGUACAAUGAAUGAAUAAGGGGAUUUAUUUAAAAGAUCUUAACUUUCUUGACUGAUUUAAAAAGCUAAUCAAUUUAUUAAAGCCAGAAAUGUUCUCCUCUGGGAAAGCAAUUUCUAUCUAUUUAUCUACCAAUCCCCACUCACAUGUAUAUGUUUGUGUUUACAUAGAGAUAGAUGGUUUUAAGGGUUUUCCUAUUGUUAAAUUAUUUCCUAAGACAUUGUGGGUUGGAGACCACUAAACUUAUAAAAAACCAAGGAAAGUAAAGUUUUUCAAAUGUUUAUACUGUUUAAGGUGUUUAUUUAUAUAAACCAUGCAUGAGAAACCAUGCAUAAAUUUAAUAAUUUAAAUUUCACCAGUAAAUUAUCAUUGAUUAAAUAUGGUCAUACCAAUGAAAUAGGUUUUUUCUUUCUCUGUAAUAAAACAAUUUUUCUAAAUUCUUAUGUUUUCAUAGCAAGAUUAACAUAUUUAAUUACAAAUUAAAUAUGCAAAAUGACAAAUGCGUUUACCUUUUGCUUGAACAAUCUUUCAUUUAAAAAUUUAUCCCAGUUAUUUUGACAAAUAGGUAUAUGCCUGAGAACUUUGAAUGAUGCUGAAAGCUAGAAGCAAACCAGGUACUCUUCAGUCAGGGACUGGUUGAAGAUUUUAUGGAUGAGGAGUUAGCAAAAUAUCUAUAUAUGCAUAUCUUCUGACUCCCAGGAUACAUAAGAAACACAGGGCCUAGAACAGUAUGAAUAAACACACAUAUACACAAACAUCACAGAAGAUACUAAAGAUAUUAAAAAUGUUUACCUAUAGAGGUUUGGAGAGAACAGAGGGGUGGACAGUUGUGGAGAUAAUAUUUGUGUAAAUAUAACUGUGAUAUAGUUUUUAUCUUGGACCAUGUAAAUAUUUGACAUAAUUAAUAAUCAAAAUUAAAUAAAAAAGAAAAAGCA